AUGCUCAGAGGUUUUCCAGCUCGCCGCGCGCCAAACGCCAAGCGCCAGAAUGCCACGCAGGUGCUGGGAGGCGCCGCCUUCGUGCUGGUGGCGCUGCUCAGCCCUGCCCGGGGCCUCAGAAGCUUCUGCCACCUGAACCGCUCGGCGCAUGUGUUCCACGCACCGGCCCAGAUUGCACCCGUGAUGCAGCCGGCCGAAGAAGCCACGGAAGUUGUCCAGGCGCGACAUUCGGAAUCCGGCCGCCGUACAUCGGCGCAAGCGGAAGCGCAGAAGCGAAAGGAGGAGGCAGAGAGGAGGAAGCAGGAAGCCAUCGCCAAGAGGCAAGAGGAGGAGCAGCGCAGAAAGGAGGAGAACGAGCAGAAGCGCGCGGAGGCGCAGAAGCAGCGCGAAGAGGCGGAGGCCCGAAGAAAGGAAGCCGCGGAGCAGGCGAAGGCCGAGGCCGCCAAGAAGAAAGAGGAGGCGGAGAAGGCACGCGCAGAGGCCGAAGCCAAGCGAAAGGAGGAGGAUGAGAAGCGUAAGGCUGAGGCCGAAGCCAAGCGCAAGGAGGCAGAGGAGAAGCGGAAGGAAGCUGACGAGGUCAGGAAGCAAGCUGAGGCCAAGAAGAAAGAGGAGGCGGAGAAGGCUCGAGCUGAGGCCGAUGCCAAGAAGAAGGCUGAAGAGGAGACGCGCAAGGCAGAGGCGGAGCAAAAAAAAGCCGAGGCUGAAAAGGCUCGAGCCGAGGCUGAUGCAAAAAAGAAGGCUGAAGAGGAGAAACGCAAGGCAGAGGCGGAGCAAAAGAAGGCCGAGGCAGACAAGGCUCGAGCCGAGGCCGAUGCAAAAAAGAAGGCUGAAGAGGAGCAGCGCAAGGCAGAGGCUGAGAAAAAGAAAGCCGAGGCAGAAAAGGCUCGAGCCGAGGCUGAUGCAAAAAAGAAGGCUGAAGAGGAGAAACGCAAGGCAGAGGCGGAGCAAAAGAAGGCCGAGGCAGACAAGGCUCGAGCCGAGGCCGAUGCAAAAAAGAAGGCUGAAGAGGAGCAGCGCAAGGCAGAGGCUGAGAAAAAGAAAGCCGAGGCAGAAAAGGCUCGAGCCGAGGCUGAUGCAAAAAAGAAAGCUGAAGAGGAGCAGCGCAAGGCAGAGGCGGAGCAAAAGAAGGCCGAGGCAGACAAGGCUCGAGCCGAGGCCGAUGCAAAAAAGAAGGCUGAAGAGGAGCAGCGCAAGGCAGAGGCGGAGAAAAAGAAAGCCGAGGCAGAAAAGGCUCGAGCUGAGGCUGAUGCAAAAAAGAAAGCUGAAGAGGAGCAGCGCAAGGCAGAGGCGGAGAAAAAGAAAGCCGAGGCAGAAAAGGCUCGAGCUGAGGCCGAUGCCAAAAAGAAGGCUGAAGAGGAGCAGCGCAAGGCAGAGGCAGAGCAAAAGAAAGCCGAGGCAGAAAAGGCGCGUGCAGAGGCACGUGCAGAAGCUGAGGCAAAGAAGAAAGCGGAGGACGAAAAGCGGCUAGCUGUUGAAGCCGAGAAGAAGGCGGCGGCAGAAAAGGCGCGUGCAGAGGUAGAGGCCAAGAAGAAGGCUGACGAAGAGGCCCGGAAGGCAGCAGAGGCCGAGAAAAAGGCCGCAGCAGAGAAGGCGCGAGCAGAGGCGGAGGCCAAGAAGAAGGCUGACGAAGAGGCCCGGACGGCAGCAGAGGCCGAGAAGAAGGCUGCAGCAGAGAAGGCGCGAGCAGAGGCGGAGGCCAAGAAGAAGGCUGACGAAGACGCCCGCAAGGCAGCGGAGGCCGAGAAGAAGGCUGCAGCAGAGAAGGCGCGAGCAGAGGCGGAAGCCAAGAAGAAGGCUGACGAAGAGGCCCGGAAGGCUGCAGCAGACAAGGCGCGAGCAGACGCGGAGGCUAAGAAAACGGCUGACGAAGAGGCUAGGAAAGCAGCAGAGGCCGAGAAGAAGGCGGCAGCAGAGAAGGCGCGAGCAGACGCGGAGGCCAAGAAGAAGGCUGACGAAGAGGCCCGGAAGGCAGCAGCAGACAAGGCGCGAGCAGACGCGGAGGCCAAGAAGACAGCGGAUGAAGAGGCCCGGAAGGCAGCAGAGGCCGAGAAGAAGGCUGCAGCAGAGAAGGCGCGAGCAGACGCGGAGGCCAAGAAGAAGGCUGACGAAGACGCCCGCAAGGCAGCAGAGGCCGAGAAGAAGGCUGCAGCAGAGAAGGCGCGAGCAGACGCGGAGGCCAAGAAGAAGGCUGACGAAGAGGCCCGGAAGGCAGCAGCAGACAAGGCGCGAGCAGACGCGGAGGCCAAGAAGACAGCGGAUGAAGAGGCCCGGAAGGCAGCAGAGGCCGAGAAGAAGGCUGCAGCAGAGAAGGCGCGAGCAGACGCGGAGGCCAAGAAGAAGGCUGACGAAGACGCCCGCAAGGCAGCAGAGGCCGAGAAGAAGGAGGCAGCAGAGAAGGCGCGAGCAGAGGCGGAGGCCAAGAAGAAGGCUGAUGAUGAGGCCCGGAAGGCAGCAGAGGCUGAGAAGAAGGCGGCAGCAGAGAAGGCAGCAGAGCAGGCACGUGUGGAGGCAGAGGCCAAGAAGAAGGCUGAUGACGAGGCCCGGCAAGUAGCAGCAGAGAAGGCGAAGGCGGAGGCGGAGACCAAGAAGAAGGCUGACGAAGAGGCUCGCAAGGCAGCAGCAGAGAAGGCCAAGGCUCAGGCAGAGGCCAAAAAGAAGGCUGACGAGGCAGCCAGGAAAGCAGCAGAGGCGAAGAAGAAGGCUGAUGCAGAGAAGGCAAAGGCAGACGCUGAAGCCAAAAAGAAGGCGGCCGAGGACGCCAAGAAGGAGGCGGAGGCCGUGAAGCGGGCGGAGGCGGCGCGAGCUGCCGCGCUGGCGGAGGCCCAGCAGCGGGCGGAGAAGGCGAAGCCACGCAGCUACAGCGCGCCGGUCUUGGGCCGGGGCUCGAAGCCCCAGGGCGUGGCGGUGGCGGAGUCCUCCGCCUCCAAGCUGCAGACCAAGGAGAAGAAGGCCAAGGCCCUGCAGGCCAUUGAGAAGCUCAGCAAGGAGGCUGAGGCCAAGGACAAGGAUGCCAUCAACAAGAUCGGCCAACUGGAUCGGAACAUCAAGAGCACCCAGGAGUCGUACAACAAAGCCAAGGGCAAGGAGAAGGAAGCCAAGCUCAAGGAGCUGAACAAGCUCCGGGAGGAGAAGAAGAAGGUGGAGAAGGCUCGAAAGCAGGCGGAGGCGGGGCAACCGUUGGAGAAGAGAGAUGCUCCAAGCCCGAACACCUGCAACCGACAACAAAACACGCGGGAGGCCGAGCUGCAGGAGGACAAGCGCAAGCUGAACACGGCGAAGAAGGUGGGCACGGGAGAUUCGGAGCACACGGCCGCCGUAUACGAAAUCCGGAAGGCAUACGCUGAUUCGGUGGCUGAUUUCCAGAAAGCAGCCAAGAACUUUAUGGUCCUCAAGGCGGCCCUCGCCGCCCGCGGACAAAGGGCUCACCACGACCAGAUGGAACCGCGACUUGGAGCGGACAUGAAGGAGAAAGCCGAGCCACGGUUACGGCAAAUCAACCUGUGCGCUGGGGUGAGAUGGGCUUCAGCUUUGGCCUUGGCAAGUCUGGCCAUCAUGUGCUGGCGAGGCCUGGCUGCGCUGGUUGCCACAUCUCACGCCUACCGUGUAGACUUCACGUCCGACCGGAAACGCCUGGAGCCCGAGGCGGACGCCGAACAUCUUGGUGGCGCUCAGCGCUGCCAGUACUCGGCGCUGCCUUCCCAGGUGCCCAGUGGCCGGCCGCCCUUCCGGAGCUUAAUGGCGUUGUGCCCGUCCAACAGUCUGAAGGACUCCUGCCAAUCGGAAGCGCGGUCCAGCGCCGAGGUAGUGAAAGUUGUGCCGAGCUCCAAGCUGGGCAUCGCCGAGUGCGAGAGCUACUGCAACAGUAACUUCGGCAUGGAGAGCUACCGCGGCGUGUGCAAGGGCUACGUCAUCCGCAGCCCCUUCAACGACGGCGUGGAGAGGGGCAAGGCCCAGUGCUGGCUGAUCCUGGGCACGGCGGAACCCAGCCACGGCUUCCCCGAUGAGGUGAAGAUCGACCGGAGCAGCCUCGUGGGGAAGAGCAACAAGCUGACCUUCUUCAAGGAGUUUUGCGGCUGCGAGUCGCGGGUGAUCCACUUCAGGCGUCAGGCCUUUCGGACGGACCUGGCGCUGAAGCGCCACCAGCUGGCGAUGCUGCGGAGGGACACUCCGGACUCGGCGGACAUUGCCGCCUUGAGUGACGAGGUGAAGACCCACGAGUUGGAGGAGAAGAAGUACGCGCGGCUCACGCAGCUGGAGGGGGUCUACGACUGGCUGCCGCUCCGGCCCCCGCACCGCAUGGCCAAGGGCUCCGAGAAGUUGCUCCCCGCGCGGUUAUUGGAACUGAUCAAGCCAGGCCUGAUCCAGAACCAGAAGCGCUCCUACGGGAACUAUUGGGAAGCGCCGGUGAGAAUCAGCAAGAUCUUCAAGAAGUCGGACCUCUCGGCGUUUCUGUAUUUGUGCCUGGACAAGAGCAGCAGCCAGGAGAACUGGUACCUCGCCACGCAAGAGGACCCUGUCAGCUGGGCCACCAGCGAGUUCCGACAUUUGAAGAACCACAGCGACGACGAUGUGAAAGCAGAGCUUGGGGAAGCCAACUUCAUCCAGAAGGCCUUCUUCCGCUUGGAGUGCAUGGGCACCAAGAUCGGUCCGAGGAACGAAGUGGUCUACGAGGCUGAGGGCCAACGGAUCUCCGAGCUGGUGGACGACACCUUCAUCUCUGGCUCGGAGCCUUCCACGGACCGGUCCAGGUCCAUGGCACUGCAGCCGGCGGGCUGCUACACCAACACCAAGAAGGCUCAGGAUGCCGUUGAGGAGAAGGUGGUGGGCGAAGUGGGCCAGUGCCCAGUGCAGGCCCUGACAAAGCCCAGCAACAACAGCGCGAUCGGGCUCCGCACCUUUUGGGACGGAGACGCGGGGGCCAUGCAGAAGUUGGGGGCCGCCCAGUGGCUGGUGGCGCCUGCGCUGAGGUCCGAAGCGAGCCGAAGCGAGGAUGCAACCUUCACAGUGAUGUGGAAGAUCCUGGAACCCAUGAAGACCUCCAUCUUCGACGAGUUUGACCUCAGGGAAGAGGCAAAGUUCACAUUGCAGGGGAAGGUCAUGCUGCAAGAGUUCACCGACAACAUCAACGCAGGCCACUACGAGCCCACGCUGCACAGGAACAGCAUCAAGCUGACCACGCCCAACGCGGUAGCGACAUCCUCCAAGUACAUUCUCAUCCAGUCUUUGGCUGCCGGCACACCUCUGAAGAACUACUUGGAGGACAGCAACGGCCAGGUGGAGAGAAUCGUGGACUGGAAGUCCAACAUCUACUCGGCCAUCCUGAUGGUGUAUGGGCACAUGGUGGUGAAGCAUGGCUUCUUCCAGUCGGAUCCGCACAAUGGCAACUGGUUCUGGGAGCCGAAGAGCAAGACGGUGACGUUGAUCGACUGGGGCGGCGUGGGUCAGCUGGAUGAGAGCACUCACUGCAAGCUGGCCAACCUCUACGACCACAUGGGGGAGCUGGUCAAGGCAUGGAACGACUGCGAGGCGGUGACGCUGGCAGGGGUGCCGGAGAUUGCGGGGACCUACACACGCUCAGGCUAUUCCAUCUACCAAGCCGGCGAGAACGAGACAGCGCUUCUCUUCGGGCGGACCUACGGCGUCUCGUACUUCAACGAGGCGCUGGGCUACAGGCUUUUCUACGACGAGGGGAAGUGGGAGUUGGUCCUGGAGUACCCAGGUAGACAGGAUCUCACCACGGUGGUGGCGGAACUGGAGACGCCGGUGACCAAGAUGGAGCAGCUCGGCAAGAUGUCCCCGCAGAAGUGGAAGUUCUUCAAGAUCUCCUCGGGCAAGCACAAGUUUGACAAGCGGGUGACGGUGCGGGUGCGAGAUCCGGACAGCUGCGAGCUCCCCUCUCGCAAGGAGGCGAAAAGGGCGGGCGGGGUGUCUGCAGUGCCACUUUAGAAAAAUUGGAAAC
Molecule: messenger RNA, 5959 nt
Organism: Effrenium voratum
Lineage: Eukaryota; Dinophyceae; Suessiales; Symbiodiniaceae
Source: the annotation of a GenBank genome assembly